UACCACCAAAUUGCAUUACCCUCUCUUGUCAUUUUGCCCACCCCCCAUCAAUCAUCUCCCAAAACCCAAACUGAUACGACCAUGGCAAGGGUAAAAUAAUUCGACUGGGAGUUUUCAAGACUGAAAUUCAAACUUCGAAGCUCAGUCUUGGAUCAAAAAAAUGAUCAUUUUACUCGUUUUUCUUGUUCUUGUCCAUUGUUUAUUCGUCCAAGUCGAAGCGAGCUGCAAAACCGGUUGCAGCCUGGCCUUCGCUUCGUAUUACGUAUGGCAAGGCUCGAACCUAUCGUACAUCAGCACCAUCUUUAACGAGCAAAUCCCCGAAAUCCUUCUUUACAACCCGCACGUUUCGAACCCUGACGAAAUUGAUACCGGGACCCGAAUCUACGUACCCUUUUCCUGCGACUGCUUGAACGGUGAUUUUUUGGGCCACACUUUCGGUUACUUCACGCAGUUCGGCGAUACGUACGACAAAAUCGCUAGCAACGCUUUUGCUAACUUGACUACGGAGGAUUGGGUGCGAAGGGUGAACGUUUAUGAUGAUACGAGGAUACCCGAUCAUGUGACCAUCAAUGUUACCGUGAAUUGUUCGUGCGGUGAUCGGCGUGUUUCGAGAGAUUACGGGUUAUUCUCGACAUACCCUAUCAGGCCAGGUGAGGAUUUGUCGGUCAUUGCGGCAGAAGUAAACGUAUCGGCGGAGCUGAUACGAAGCUAUAAUCCGGGGUUUGAUUUCACUGAUGGGAGUGGGCUCGUGUUUGUGCCGGCGAAAGACCAAACUGGAAAUUUUCCACCAUUAAAGACCAGCACAACUGGAAUCUCGAGUCGAGUUAUUGCCGGCAUAUCGAUUGCCGGAGUUGCUGGGUCUCUGUUGUUGGGACUUUUUAUAUAUGCCUGUCUUUACAGAAGGAAGAAGAUCGCUGAAGCAUCGUUACACCUACAAGCAUCACCGGACCACUACAUUCAACACGGGCAUGGUACCCUGAAGACGAGUUCGGAAACAACUGCUCUUUUUGCUUCUCCAGGCCUCACCGGUAUCACAUUGGACAAAUCUGUGGAGUUCUCAUACGAAGAGCUCGCCAAGGCAACCAAUGACUUCAGCAUUGCUAAUAAGAUCGGACAAGGAGGGUUUGGAUCCGUUUACCUCGCAGAAUUACGAAGCGAGAAAGCUGCAAUCAAGAAAAUGGAUAUGCAAGCGUCAAAGGAAUUUCUCGCCGAAUUGAAGGUUUUAACACGUGUUCAUCACUUGAACUUGGUGCGCUUAAUCGGAUAUUGUGUUGAAGGUUCAUUGUUCUUAGUCUACGAGUUCAUCGAGAACGGUAAUUUAAGUCAACAUUUGCACCGGCAAGAUAGAGAUCCAUUGCCAUGGUCCGCGAGGGUGCAAAUUGCUUUGGACUCGGCCAGAGGGCUCGAAUACAUCCACGAGCAUACUGUCCCGGUCUACAUUCAUCGCGAUAUUAAAUCAGCAAAUAUAUUAAUAGACAAGAACUUCCGUGCAAAGGUGGCUGAUUUCGGUUUGACAAAACUAACUGAAUUUGGAAACAAUUCGUUGCAAACUCGUCUCGUCGGUACUUUCGGAUACAUGCCACCAGAGUAUGCUCAAUAUGGUGAUGUUUCCCCCAAGGUCGAUGUAUACGCUUUCGGAGUUGUUCUAUAUGAACUGAUAUCUGCCAGGGAAGCUGUCGUCAAGACGAACGAAGAAGUAACCGAAUCAACAGGACUCGUCGCACUGUUCGAAGAUGUUCUUAAUCAGCCCGAUCCAAGAGAAGAUCUGCAGAAACUUGUUGACCCCAGGCUAGGCGAUGGCUACCCCUUCGAUGCGAUCUGCAAGAUGGUGAGUCUCGCCCAAGCUUGCACACGGGAAAAUCCUCAGCUGCGGCCGAGCAUGAGAUCGAUUGUCGUCGCACUUACGAUACUGUCAUCUUCGACCGAGGACUGGGAUGUUGGUUCCUUGUAUGAAAACAAAGCUCUAAUCAGCCUCAUGUCAGGAAGAUAGCUUAGCCACAAAUUAUAUUAUUAUUUCUUUUAUCUUAUAUUUUACAUUAUUAAAUACAAUCAAUUUUCUA
Messenger RNA from Hibiscus syriacus, 2060 nucleotides. Its product is annotated as lysM domain receptor-like kinase 3. The record is from RefSeq and is a predicted model, not a curated record. Gene Ontology annotation, biological process: protein phosphorylation; innate immune response. The transcript has 12 exons. The coding region runs from base 161 to 1990 and encodes 609 amino acids. Lineage: Eukaryota; Viridiplantae; Streptophyta; Magnoliopsida; Malvales; Malvaceae. Gene Ontology annotation, molecular function: transmembrane receptor protein kinase activity; ATP binding.